AUGGAAAAAUUAUUGGAGUGUAAAAUUCUAUUUUCUUAUUAGACUCAAAUAGUGAUUAAAAUAAAGAAAUUUAGUCCUCUGAUUUAUUCAAUAAUCUAGAACAAAUAUAAAAUUUAAAGUGGGUUGGUAUUUACGGGAAGAAUAAGAAAAAGUUUGGAAAAUGGACAGCAACUUGGAAUGGAUAGAUAUUAAAGGAUGUAGGUGGAUAAUACUCAAUUAAUGGUAAAAAAGAUGGCUAAUGGAUAGAUAUCAUCAAGAAUUAUUGGAGCUAGGCGUAGGUAUAUGAAGUAGGAAUAUAUGAUAAUGGUUAAAGGAUAGGGAAUUGGAAGUACAUAUCUGAAAAAGAAGAGGGGUGGAGGAGAAUAUAACUGGAAUGGUAAGAAUGGUACAUGGAUUGAAUUAAGUAAUGAGUUUUGGUAGCGUUCAUAAGUUACUUAUAAUGGUGAAUAUAAAAAUAAUAACAGAGUUGGUAGAUGGGAUAUUUUAUAUAGGGAGAAAGGUAAGGAAAUGUUUGAAUAGAUUGGAGGAGGAUCAUACGAUAAAGGAGGCAAAAUCAAAAUUGGCCAGUGGAUUGAACUUAGUGAUGGAUUUUGGGAUUAUUCUUAAUUAAUUUUUAAAGGAGAAUAUAAAAAUGGUAGUAAAGUUGGUAAAUGGACUACUUGGUAUAGAAAAGAUGAUAAAUUUGAACAGAUUGGUGGUGGGUAGUAUGACGAGGAAGGCUCAAUUAAGAUUGGAAGGUGGACUGAGAUCAGAGAUGGCUUUGGGUUGGGCUAAUAACUCAUUUAUAAUGGUUAAUACCAAAAAAAUAGUAAAGUUGGUAGAUGGGAUACAAUGUAUAGACCAUGGAAUUAAGAAAAGUUUGAAAUAAUUGGAGGUGGAUAAUAUGAUGGAGAAUCAUCUAUUAAAAUUGGAAAUUGGAUUGAGAUGAGUGAUGGCUUCAAGGCACAAUAGUAAAUCACAUAUCAUGGUCAAUAUAAAAAUGGUAAAAAAGUUGGAAGAUGGGAUAUUUGGUAUAAGGAUAACUUAAAUGGAGAGCGAGAAAAAAUCGGUGGUGGAUCAUAUGAAGAUGGAAAUUCAAAAAAAAUUGGGAGUUGGAUUGAGUUAAGUUGUGGGUUUCAUUAUUUGUAGUAAAUCGUUUACAGUGGUCAAUAUAAAAAUGAUAAAAAAGUUGGUAAAUGGGAAGAAAUAGAUUUGGUUGGAAAGAUAAAACUUAAGGAAAUCAAUUACAUAAACUGA
Molecule: messenger RNA, 1236 nt
Organism: Paramecium tetraurelia
Lineage: Eukaryota; Ciliophora; Oligohymenophorea; Peniculida; Parameciidae
Exons: 7
Source: RefSeq, a predicted model, not a curated record